Messenger RNA from Cannabis sativa, 1568 nucleotides. Its product is annotated as ethylene-responsive transcription factor RAP2-3. The transcript has 2 exons. Gene Ontology annotation, molecular function: DNA-binding transcription factor activity; DNA binding. The coding region runs from base 452 to 1381 and encodes 309 amino acids. Gene Ontology annotation, biological process: ethylene-activated signaling pathway; regulation of DNA-templated transcription. NCBI's taxonomy places the organism in Eukaryota, Viridiplantae, Streptophyta, Magnoliopsida, Rosales, Cannabaceae. The record is from RefSeq and is a predicted model, not a curated record.
GCUUAAGUUUAUUUUCUUUCUUCUGCUAAUUUAUGCGAAUUUAUAAUAUUGUACCGUAUAGAGCUAAACUUAUAUUUUUUAUUUUUUGUGCCAAAUAGUAUUCUUGUCGAUAAAUGUUAAAAGGUAUUAGUAGUGUCUAGUACUUUCUUAUGUAUUUAUAUACUAUUAAUCUAAUUAAGCAUUAAUAUAAUCACUUGUAGAGAUUAUCGCUACCCAUGCUUUGAAAAUAUUAAACACCAAUUGUGUCCAAUAACAAUACUUUGUUCGUGUCUCCCUAACUCGUGCCGUGUGAAAAAACGAGGCUCAUACAGGACUAGUCAUAACACUCAUAACCGUUGCUUCUAUAAAUCUAGUGCUUCUCAUUGAGAAAAGACAGAACCGAUCUUAACCUUUUCUCUUUCUUUCUCUCUCUUCUUUUCCACUCCCAAAAAAAAAAAGUGGCACCAAAACAAUGUGCGGAGGUGCUAUUAUUUCCGACUUCGUCGACGGAAAGCGUGGCCGGAAGCUGACAAAAGAGGACCUCUGGUCCGACCUUGACACCAUCUCUGAACUUUUUGGCCUCGACAGUAACUACUUCAAUGGCAGCAGCACUGAACCACAACAACACUCCAACAACCUGUUUCAUCACGUGAUUACAUCUCAAAAUCCUAAACGACCCACCACCAAAGUGGUAAUAAAGAAAGAUAAUAAAGCUGAGAAGUUAAAUAAUCGAGUUAAAGAAGAAGACGAUGAAGGUGAUAACAAUAGUAGCAGUAGUAGUACUAAGACGAAGAGUAGGCGAGCUCGAAAAAAUGUGUACAGAGGAAUAAGACAGAGGCCAUGGGGGAAAUGGGCCGCUGAAAUUCGGGACCCACACAAAGGUUCUCGAGUCUGGCUCGGUACAUAUAAUACAGCUGAACAAGCCGCCAGAGCUUAUGAUGAAGCCGCUAAACGAAUUCGUGGCGAUAAGGCUAAGCUCAAUUUCGCCGCCGAACAACAACCGGCUUCGGAUACGCCGCCGUUGAAGAAGCAGUGUGUUGUUUCUGCAGAGAUGAUGAUGAGUACUGAUCAGCCCCAAACGACGUCGUACGCGAGUACUGCUUUUGCACCGAUGUUUGAGAACGAAUUAGUACUACCGGAUGGGUUUUAUUGUAAAGAUGAGGAAGCGGUAAUGGAGCCGAGCGAGAUUGAGCUGGAUGAGCAAAUUUUGAGCCUGGAAUCGCUACUGGGUAUGGAAUUAGCUGACGUGGCGGCUGAGCCGAGCCAGAUGAUGAGUGGAAGCGGUACUACUAGUCAGGAGGUGGUGGAAGAGGAGGGAGCCGAGUCGGUUAUGAGUUUGUGGAUGUUAGACGACGUCGUAACGCAUCAGCAACACCGCCACCAAAGAAUCUUAUAUUAUUAGGAUUUGAGAAACAUAAUAAUAUUAUUAAUAAUUAUUAUUAUGUCAAAAAUGACGUAAUAUUUGCGGUCGUUGCGUGUAUUAUGAUUAUUAUUAUUGUCUUAAUUAUGUAUUUUUAAUAUUUUUUUAUGAACUCUAAUUCUGUAUAAUAUAUAUAAAUAAGAAAAAUAAAAAUAAAAAAGUUUUAGCU